This is a messenger RNA of Hermetia illucens (black soldier fly), 4155 nucleotides long. Its product is annotated as ALX homeobox protein 1. Gene Ontology annotation, biological process: regulation of transcription by RNA polymerase II. Bases 293 to 1927 code for a protein of 544 amino acids. Gene Ontology annotation, molecular function: RNA polymerase II transcription regulatory region sequence-specific DNA binding; DNA-binding transcription factor activity, RNA polymerase II-specific. The record is from RefSeq and is a predicted model, not a curated record. Lineage: Eukaryota; Metazoa; Arthropoda; Insecta; Diptera; Stratiomyidae. The transcript is spliced from 3 exons.
UGACGGCAACUCUCCUCUCCAGGCACUCGCCCCUAGUACUGUGGUAGUGUGUGCGCAUUCCAAAAGUGAUUUUAAUUAAAAGACCGGUAAUUAAAUAAAUUACCCCAGCUCAAAGGCAACCGAGGCGGCGUGCUGUGAAAUUAAUUAAUUAUUGUUGUUGUGCUUUGCAUUGAUGCGCCACGUGUGAUGUCUGGUUCAGCGUGUUCGCUAAUUCAUAAGUGGAAUUAAUUGACGAACAAGUGAUUUCAUUGCACCUGUAAAAAGUGAAGCGAACCUGGACGGCCGAUAUACGAUGGAACCAUCCAAUUUCGAUGAUCAGAUAUUCAGUGAUUUCGCAGGUCCUUUAAGUCCUCUCGGUCCAAAACCACUUCAGCCCCAAUCCGGACACAGUAUCCAGGUGAUGCUCGGUAUGACCUCGGUUCAACCUCCCUCGUCUGCUACGGAACUGUGUCCACAGCGCCUUCCGGAAGUGCACAGCCUACUUCCCGGGUCACCUAAACUCGACCACUAUAAAACGCUCGACUACGGUUCUGCUCAAAAGGUUGACUAUUCCACAAAGUUGGGUUGCUACUCGCCCAGUCCCAAGUACGAUUAUGUCACACUAAAACUGGAUCAAUACUCUCCUGGCGGCGGUCAUAAAAUCGACUAUGGCAAAGCACCCUUAGACUAUGGUCCAAAUCCUAAUGGUAAAAUCGAUUAUUCACCAACCUCUACGAAAAUGGAUUAUGAUCAUAUGCAAAUGUUCAGUCCGCAACCCCCUACUCAAGUGCAACCUGUUGUUUCGCAAACAACAGGACAACCCCCUCCGUCAGUGCAACCACCAUCGAGUAAUGGUCAAUCACCACAUCAUCAUCCUAUGGAUUCUGCAAGUGCUAUGAAUGGUAUCGGAAAAAAGGGGAAAGGAGAUGACGUUAGUGCAACGGUUUCAACUACUUCAACAGGAUCAAUUGCAUCGGCAAGUGAUAGUUCGACUGGUAAUAAUAAUACGAAGAAAAAUGAUAAGAAGAAAGGUGAUCCGAAUGGGGUGAAAAAAAAGAAAACGAGAACAACAUUCACAGCAUAUCAACUGGAAGAGCUGGAACGUGCAUUCGAACGUGCCCCCUACCCGGACGUAUUCGCCCGUGAGGAGCUUGCCUUGAAGUUGAAUUUAAGUGAGUCCCGUGUACAAGUGUGGUUUCAAAAUCGCCGGGCUAAAUGGCGUAAACGCGAACCACCCCGCAAAACUGGAUACAUUAGCACCAACAGUCCAUCGACAACACUUGGUAAUUCACUGGCGCCACCCUUCUCCACAUUCCAAACAACCACGGCCACACCGCCCGGAAGCGUUGAUACGUGGACCAGCUAUCAACCCUCAUAUGAACUUAGCCCACACUUUAAUAUAUUAUCUCCAGCAACGAGUCCUUACGGAUCAUUUCCUGGCCAAUAUGGGGCAUAUGUGCACGAGAGUCAACUGUUUCCCGUGAGGCAACAUUUCGAUUAUGGUAGUCCACCUCGAGUCGAUAUGGACGACGGUGGGCAUCAUAAAAACGACCAUUAUGGAACUAUGGAUGAUAAAUUCGAUAGUCACCUAUCCGAUAGUGUAUCUCAAACGAACGGCAAGUACAUAGAUGAGCCCAAGUAUCUUCAUAAUGUGAGUAGUCUGGAUGAUGCCGGAAAAUAUGCGACUAGUUGUCAUAUGGAGGAGCAGUCAAUUAAGCAUACACAACAACAAUCGCAGCACAGUCAACAUCAACAUCCAGGCCAACAGCAUCAACAGCAACAACAACAGCAGCACGGACAACAUCAGCAACAAUUUGCCGCUACAUCAAAUAUAACAAUUGGUGGUAGCGGAUGUCAUGCUGAGGACGCUGAUAGUAUGUCGGGUGUAAUUAAAAGCGAGGACAAUGUCACCACUCAUAGCUAUGUGUUGCCUCCUUUUUUGCAUUGAAGGAAAUGCUCUUUCAAAGGAAACAACUACGAAAGCAGCAUCAACAUCCUCAAAUGUACUCGUAUUAUCAACAUCACCAUCAUCAUCACACUCAUCCCUAUCAUCAGCACCACUCUUACAGGUUCUAAGUUCUCCCGAAGGAUGUGUGACGAAGAUAGAGGCACAAUAUUGUAUUAUGUAGUUCCAAGGAUAAUUUGUAAAGAAGAGAACCAUGUACGUAGAUUAUAAGUGUUAGUCUCCGAGAUGUAAUUCGCCAUUUAGAUAGUGCCUGUAUUCGCGCUUCAGGGACUCCUUUUCUCGAAUUAGGUUCCGAGAGCAACUUUUGUAUUUCUAUAGUUCUAAUUUAAACGUAAGGAAGAGAUUUGAAUGCAACUGAUGAAAGGAUAAAUUCUUAUGUAUACCAUAUAUGUCGCGUCACAUGGAUCACAUUCAUAUGACCUCUUCUGUCUUUUGUCACUUAUUAUUAUUUUCUCCCUAUUUCUUUUACAAUUAGAACAUGAUUCAGUUUAAUUUUCAUCAUAUCUAAUGUUGUACCUUCGAAAGCAUGGCAAGGACAUAGCAUUAUAAUCCCAGAAUAUCAAUAGCUUUGAAAAGUCUUUCACGAUAAUGAAUGUCACUAUCCAAUAGUGUCCAUUUGAGUUGAGUUUAUUGUCGACCCUAAAAAGAUACUUACCCUGUCAUCCUCAUUAUGCUCCAGGGCAACCAACCUUAUAGAGACAAGAACUGAUAACUACACGAAUUUUAUAUAUCUACGACGUUUGAUUAACCAAAUUAAUAACAUUUUAUUUAAGUUUGUGUUCAAUAAUGUGAGGGAGUCCUGAAUUCGUCAUCCACUUGUUGGCGGACCAGGCGAGUUGGGAAAAAUUCUCUUUCUCUGUUUCUGACCCACGGAGCCCUCUGUUCCGGGCUAGAACCCAAGUUUUUCUAAAAAUAGAAGGCGGCUUCGUCCAGGGCCGAGGGAACUCAUCAGUUGCUACCUCACCUCUCCCUUGGAGCAGGAAGUAUAUUUUAUUAAAGGAGUAAACUGAUCACACAUUAGAAGCAGAACCAAAUAUCUCUUUUUUACAGAAAGAAAAUGAAAUAUUCCAGAAGAUAAUAAAUAAAAUAAUCAACAAUAAAUUCAAAUUUUAAUUGCAAAAUCCGAGAAAGAAGAAAUUCACAUACGGAAAUUAUCACUCUUUAAAAACCAUUUGCUAUUAAAUUAUUUCAAAUCUAUUGCAUUCAAAUCUAAUAUGUAUAUAGUAUGAACACCAAACAGAGCAACAAAAUCCAAAGUCUUCUUAAAAAUUUAAAUGAAAUAUGAAAUGAUAAUUAUAUGCCUGUAAAUAUUAUACUUUUAACUAAUAGGUAAAUUUACUUUCAAGAUGUAUACAUAAUAAGAUAAUUGAACAUUUUCGAAUAAAAUAUUCUUUUUCUAAAUCUUAGUUUAUAUAUAUUUCUCGCAAAAUUGUUUAGAUACCUAGUAGAAAUAUGUAUAACAAAUUGAAACAUGAAAAAGAUGGUUUAUUUAUGACUUCCGGUUAUUCCUAAAACUUAAAAUUUAGUUGUUUCUUUUUCAUUUAUCAAUCAAUUGGAAUUACAGCAAUCUUAAAUAGUUGAUUAAAGAGGGGCCAAAAAAAGAAAUUAAUUAAUUUAUUAAAUUAAUUACUAAAUAAGCGAAAAAGCAUAGCCGAAUUUCAUAUUUAUAGACCCUUUUAAAAUAUGUUAUAUUUUUAUGUAAACCACUAGAAAAUAUAUAAAUACUCCAAUAAGUGCCAUAUCAAUGAUUAUUAUUUUUGAUAUUUGUAUAUUAAUUAUUGCAUUCAAAUGUGCCUUAAAUUUCCUUUUCGUGAAAAACUUUCAGUAAAAUAUUUGAAAUCUUAAAAUUAAAUCUGAAAUUUUCAAAUUACAAUUAAGUUUUAUAUAAAACAUAAGUUUAGACGCAUUUUUUGUUCAUCUUUCGUACAUAAAAUUAUGCAUAGCAAUAAUAAAACUACUCUUUUGAAUGUGUUUACAUAUAUUUUUGAAUUUCUGUUAAAAGUAUCCGAAAGGAUUUAUAAAAUAAAUAUUUGUAAAUGUUUAUCUAGUUUCAUAAAAAGGUUGAAUAAAUUUACACGAAUGUACGUAGAUUAUAAUGUAAAAAAUCGAGCGCUGACAUUGGUGCAACUGAUAAAAUAAUUUAAAUAAGUUUUUGAGAGUGAUUGUGCCUAUAAAAUAUUUUGUUAUUUAUAUAUUACAUUAUUAAAUUU